Messenger RNA from Oldenlandia corymbosa var. corymbosa, 3084 nucleotides. Lineage: Eukaryota; Viridiplantae; Streptophyta; Magnoliopsida; Gentianales; Rubiaceae. The record is from the annotation of a GenBank genome assembly.
AUGCUGCCUUUUCUGAUAUUUUGCUUCCAUUUCAUCUUUUUCUGCUUCUUCUCAACCUCUGUUUCAGCCGCCACUCCCGCUGCGAGACUUCAUACAGAUGAAGUGAAUGUGUUGAAGGAGAUUGGGAGAGGAUUGGGGAAGAAAGACUGGGAUUUCAGCAUUGAUCCUUGCAGUGGUAAAGGGAGUUGGAGCAAACCACCAUUAACCAAAGGAAUUGAGAGUUCUGUCACUUGUGAUUGCUCUUUUGAUGCCAAUUCCACUUGCCAUAUCACUUCCAUUGCUUUGAAAGGCCAAAAUCUUUCGGGAGUUGUCCCUCCAGGUUUCGCCAAGCUGCGUUACUUGGCGCACUUGGAUCUCAGUCGGAAUUAUUUAACCGGUUCUAUUCCACCUCAAUGGGCGUCGAUGAACUUGAUCGAACUUUCUUUUAUGGGGAACCUGUUGAGUGGCCCAUUUCCAACUGUGAUGACGCGAAUUACCACACUUGUUAAUCUGAGCAUUGAAGGCAACCAGUUUUCUGGACCAAUUCCGCCACAGAUUGCAAACUUGGUUAAUCUGCAAAAGAUGACUCUAUCAUCAAAUCAAUUCUCUGGGGAAGUGCCAGUGGCUCUUUCUAAGCUGACUAACCUAACCGAUUUACGGAUAAGUGACAAUAACUUCACUGGAAGAAUCCCUGACUUCAUCAGCAGCUUGAAGAACCUUGAAAAACUACACAUACAAGGAUGCUCUCUUUCGGGUCCUAUUCCUUCCAGUAUUUCUUCCUUGACCAGCUUAAGCGAUCUGAGGAUCAGUGAUUUAAAAGGCCAAGGAUUUGGGUUUCCACCAGUAAGCAAUAUGGAAUCUAUGAAGAUACUGAUACUGAGGAAGUGCUCCAUUUCUGGAGAGAUUCCUGCGUACAUAGGGACUAUGCGAAAAUUGAAAACUUUGGACUUAAGUUUCAAUAACUUGACUGGAGAAAUUCCAGUAACAUUUGUCCAACUUGAGAAAGUAGAUUUCAUGUACCUUACUGGAAAUAAACUGACAGGAACAAUUCCAAAUUGGAUUUUGUCCAGAAACAAUAAUGUUGAUGUUUCAAAUAACAAUUUCACAUGGGGAAGCUCAUCACCAUCUGAAUGCCUGCAAGGAAGUGUAAACUUGGCGGAGAGUUUUUCAGCAAAUGAGAAAUUUGGAGCUGGAGUGCAACCAUGCCUGAAACAAAAUAUUCCUUGCUCUCAGGCAACUAAACUGCAAAGAUACUCUCUGCACAUUAACUGUGGUGGUAAAGGGCUCGUGACCGAGAAUAAUACCAGGUUUGAAGCUGACUUGGAAGCCAGGGGAGCUUCAAUGUAUUAUAUGGGACAGAACUGGGCAUUUAGCAGCACUGGGAACUUUCUAGACAAUGAUGUUGAUUCUGAUGUAUACAUUCAUACCAAUGCUACUCCGAUACAUAAUGUCACUUCAUCGGAGUCAGAAUUAUAUACAACUGCACGUGCAUCGCCCCUAUCGCUCACUUAUUAUGGGACUUGUCUAAUGGAUGGAAGCUAUACCGUCAAGCUCCACUUUGCUGAGAUUGUUUUCACUAAUGAUGGAUCAUUCAACAGCCUUGGCAGGCGUAUUUUUGAUGUUUAUUUGCAGGAAAAAUUGGUCUUGAAAGACUUCAAUAUCGCAAAGGAGGCAGGUGGAACUGGUAAGCCAAUUGUGAAGAAUUUCAAUGUAACUGUGACGAAUCACACACUGAAGAUCCAUUUUUACUGGGAUGGAAGAGGGACCACAGGAAUCCCAGUUAGAGGAGUGUAUGGUCCUCUUAUAUCAGGCAUAUCAGUGGAUCCGAAUUUCGAGCCGCCUUCAUUUGAUGAUAACAAGUUUCCAACAACUGAAGUGCUGGCGAUUGUGGCUGGAGCCCUAUUUGUUGUCCUUCUGAUACUUGGCAUAUUGUAUAGGAAGGGCUACUUAGGGAACAAAGUAGCUGCAGAUAAAGACUUACGAGGGCUAGAUCUUCAAACUGGGUUGUUCACAUUAAGACAGAUCAAAGCUGCAACCAAGAAUUUUGAUCCAGCUAACAAGUUAGGGGAGGGAGGAUUUGGUUCAGUUUACAAGGGUGAACUGUCUGAUGGAACCAUAAUUGCUGUAAAGCAGCUUUCCUCCAAGUCCAAACAAGGAAAUCGUGAAUUCGUCAAUGAAGUAGGAAUGAUAUCUGCAUUGCAACAUCCAAAUCUUGUUAAGCUUUACGGUUGCUGCAUUGAAGGAAAUCAACUGAUGCUAAUCUAUGAGUACAUGGAAAAUAAUUGUCUUUCGGGCGCUCUUUUUGGAAAAAACUCAACUUUGAAGAUGAAAUUAGACUGGCCUACAAGAAGAAGAAUUUGCCUAGAUGUGGCCCGGGGUUUGGCGUACCUUCAUGAAGAGUCAAGACUCAAAAUUGUCCACAGAGACAUCAAGACGAGUAACAUUUUGCUCAAUAAGGACCUUAGUGCUAAAAUCUCCGAUUUCGGUCUGGCAAAGCUCAGUGAGGAUGAUCAUACUCACAUUAGCACUCGCGUAGCUGGAACAAUAGGUUACAUGGCUCCCGAGUAUGCAAUGCGUGGUUAUUUGACACCUAAAGCCGACGUUUACAGCUAUGGAGUCGUCGCUCUGGAAGUUGUCAGUGGAAAGAGCAACACAAAUUACAGGCCACAAGAAGAAUGCUUUUACCUUCUUGACUGGGCCUAUGUUUUACAAGAGAGAAGUAAGCUGCUGGAAUUAGUUGAUCCAGACUUGGGGUCUGAAUAUGCAACAGAAGAGGCAACCACCAUACUGAAUGUGGCCCUUUUAUGUACCAAUGCAGCCCCAACUCUGAGACCUAUAAUGUCCCAAGUUGUGAGCAUGCUUGAAGGCCAAACAGAUAUUCAAGACAUUCUUUCUGAACCAGGCUUGUCAAUGGCUGCUUCAAAACUUGGUAGUAGUACCAUAAGAAGCCAUUUCUGGCAGCAUAGUCCGUCUCGGAGCCAAACUCGCAGCAUGUCAACUAGUUAUCCAUACUCCAAUUCAUCAGCAUCAAAUCCAGAUGCGCAGCAGGAGAAAUCCCUUCAAAGAAUCGAUUCAGAUCCCUCCGAUGAAUUGAAAAUAGUUUAG